Sclerotinia trifoliorum is the source of this 1238-nucleotide messenger RNA. The record is from the annotation of a GenBank genome assembly. Lineage: Eukaryota; Fungi; Ascomycota; Leotiomycetes; Helotiales; Sclerotiniaceae.
ACGCUGGCUUGCCUGGCCAAUAUUAUUUUCCUAAGAAGUUUUAGUAAAGUUACAUCCUCAUUCACUAACCCUAUUGUAUAUAUAUGCAUGUUUGUGUUCCCAGUGUUCCAUAAGAGCAACACUAGAGCAAUGCCAUCAAAAAUAUACUACUAUCUUCAACAUGAAUGUCAACAUACCUUCAACCGUCACCCUAGGCGACCUUCAUCUGCCCCGCAUCCUUUAUCUUCACGGUGAAGGUGUCAACGCUGAAGCUUUCCGCCUCCAAUGCCGGGGUCUAUUUCGAGCUCUCAACGGCACAUUCAGACUCGUCUUUCCUGAUACGCCUUAUCUAUCGCCCGCUGAUCCUGGUGUUUUACCCACCUACGCUCAUCUACAGCCAUUUCGCCGUCCGCUACGAUGGAGACCUGAGCAACCUAAUCCUGGACCUGACGUCAUCUGUGAUGACCUUGACAUGACUUUGAAAGAGGCAAUGAAUGGCGAUGACGCCUUACUGCUAGUUUAAUUCUUCGUCAACAGCUUCGAGCAGAGAAGCUGGGCAAGGCUAAAGCUGGCACGGAUUUCAAAUUUGCCAUCCUUUUAGCCGGUAGAGUUCCUUUGGUUGCGCUCGAUCCGUUGCUUACGGACUCACCUGCACUGGCUGAUGCUGAUGAGUUGACUACUGGAGUAUUUUCUCAAGUCACCGGUUCAUUUCUUCAAGGAUCAGAUCAUCUUCUGACACUUCCUACUUUGCAUGUUCAUGGAUGAAAGACCCAGGUAUUGCUAAUCACCGUCGACUUAUGAAAGACUUUAGAAAGACUUUUGUAGGGCAGGGACAACUCGACUGGUGGAGUGGGAUGGUGAUCAUCGUGUAGUAAUCCGAGCUGCGGAUGCUGUUGUUGUUUCGAACGAGAUUUUGGCGAUGAGCAGACAGACCGGUGCAAUACCUUAGGCAGUCAAGCAUUCAAUCUUUCUCCUUUUAAAUAAGCUAGAUUACCACAAAUGUAACAUUCUUUGCGUAGUAUAACUCCACUGGUGAUAUUUGUUAGAUUGUGGAGCUCAAGCUGGCAAACGCACGUGUGUAGAUGGGUGUUUGAGUGUAACGUAGAGAUAGACAAUCCGUUGAUGAGCUUACCAGCUCCUCGUUUCUUUGAUUGCUAUGCCCAAAGUAGAAGAAUAUUAAAAAUCCCCGUCUACCAUGUAAUACCCGUAAUAUGGGGGACAUACAGCUUCAACGGCAGUGCGCUGUCGCAGGAUUCUUG